Messenger RNA from Temnothorax curvispinosus, 4109 nucleotides. RefSeq names its product patched domain-containing protein 3 (gene Ptr). Gene Ontology annotation, cellular component: cytoplasmic vesicle membrane; plasma membrane. The record is from RefSeq and is a predicted model, not a curated record. Lineage: Eukaryota; Metazoa; Arthropoda; Insecta; Hymenoptera; Formicidae. The coding region runs from base 28 to 3240 and encodes 1070 amino acids. The transcript has 8 exons.
ACGGUUUUAUUGUACUUUCGCUUUCAGAUGUGGCACUUGACGUGCGUCGACGACUUCUUGAACCGCGCGUUUUACAAGGUUGGCCUCGUUGUCGGUCGACACCCCGGCUACUUCGUAAUCGUGCCGAUAUUGCUGGCGUGCAUAUGUUUCACCGGCUACCAGAGGAUACACUACGAAAUCGACCCGGAAUACCUCUUCUCGCCCAUCAACGGCCCCAGCAAGACCGAGCGAGCGAUAGUCGAGCAGUACUUCAAAGUCAAUUACAGCCACCAAUUCGAUGUCAGCCGUAUCACACGACCAGGCCGAUUCGGUCGAGUAAUUGUGAUUCCCAAGGAUGGCGGGCAUAAUAUGCUGAAGAGCGCGAUUUGGCAGGAGCUACAACAGCUCGACUGGUUAAUCAGGAACGUCACGGCCAAGUACGAGGACGAGGUGUUCACCUACGAGCAAAUUUGUGCGCGAUGGCUCGACGAUUGCUUCGCCAACGACAUUUUAGAUCUACGUGUGAUAAUGAAGGACGUGGAAAGGCGGGACGUAAAUCUGACGUUUCCGUGGGUGUUCAAUCCGGUCAACACCGGGGAGGCUCUUGUGCUCGCGCUGAAAUUCGGCGGAAGCGUCGUCAAUGAUGAUUCCACCAUCGAAUCGACGCCUUCGGUGCAGCUCGCCUACUUCAUCACCGCCGGCAGUCCACGGCAGGACGCAAUCGGCGCCGCUUGGGAGGAGGCUUUUCUGGAAGUCGUCGGCAAAGCCGAGGACGGAGGUGUGUUUAAGCACAUUAGCACCGCGAGAUUCGCCUCGAGGACCCUCGAGCUGGAGCUGGAGGCCAACACGAAGACGGUCGUGCCGUAUUUCGCCAGCACGUUCAUCAUAAUGAGCCUGUUCUCGGUCGUGACGUGCAUGAUGACCGACUGGGUGCGCAGCAAACCUUGGCUCGGUCUUCUGGGCAACCUCUCGGCCGCGAUGGCAACAGUCGCCGCUUUCGGAUUGUGCAUCUACCUGGGGGUCGACUUCAUCGGCCUCAAUCUCGCCGCGCCGUUCCUCAUGAUAGGAAUAGGGAUCGACGAUACUUUCGUCAUGUUAGCGGCCUGGAGAAGGACGAGCAUCUCCAAACCAGUUCCGGAAAGGAUGGCGGCGACAUUGAGCGAGGCUGCCGUUUCCAUCACCAUCACGUCCCUGACGGACAUGAUAUCUUUCUUUAUCGGCAUCUUGUCGCCGUUUCCUUCGGUCCAAAUCUUCUGCAUUUACUCAGGUUUCGCAGUGAUCUUCACUUUCCUGUUUCACUUAACGUUCUUCAGCGGAUGCGUCGCGAUCAGCGGUUAUUGCGAACAAAGAAAUUUGCACAGCGUUAUCUGCUGCAAAGUGGAACCGCUAUCCAAAUCCACUCAUCGAUCGUGGCUGUACAGAGCGUUGUGUUCCGGCGGAAUUGAUCCCGACGACCCUCACAAUCCGAUCGACAAUCCCGAGCACGGAUGCAUGACUUGGUUCCGCGAUUACUUGGCGGCCGCGUUAAAUUAUCGCCCUGUGAAAGCCAUUGUCAUCAUCAUUUUCUUAUGCUACCUUCUCGGCGCUCUUUACGGACUUACGACCCUUAAGGAGGGCCUGGAGCGGCGCAAGCUUUCCAAGGAAGAUUCCUACUCGAUUGCCUUUUACGACCGCGAGGACUUGUACUUCAAAGAGUACUCUUACAGGAUACAGGUGGUGGUGUCCGGAGAAUACAACUACAGUGAUCCGAUAAUCCAGGAGCAGAUGGAGAACCUGACGAGAAGCCUCGAAGCAACCAAGUACAUCAGCAGCGAUUCAGUCUACACCCAGAGCUGGCUCCGCAGCUUCGUCGACUCGGCGAGCAACGACUUCCUAAACGUGAGCAUCGCGGACGAGCACAGCUUCAUCAAGAAUCUGAAGCACUUUCUCUCGAGCAAUCCCGAGUUCUCCCUGGACAUCAAGUUUGACAGCACGGGCGAGAAGAUCGUGGCGAGUCGGUUCGUGAUACAGCCGGUGAACGUGAGCGGCACCAAUCAGGAGAAGGACAUGGUGAAGGAGCUGCGCGGAAUAUGCGCGGCGUCGCCGUUAAACGCGACCGUCUACCAUCCGUACUUCGUGUACUUCGACCAGUUCGAUCUGGUAAAGCCGACCAGCAUUCAGUGCAUGAUAUUCGGCGCGCUCGUGAUGAUGCUCAUCAGCUUCAUCUUCAUUCCGAACAUCUUCUGCUGCCUGUGGGUCGCCUUCUGCAUCGUGUCGAUCGAGCUGGGAGUGGCCGGCUACAUGGCCCUGUGGGACGUCAAUCUCGACAGCAUCUCCAUGAUCAAUCUGAUCAUGUGCAUCGGCUUCAGCGUCGAUUUCACCGCGCAUAUCUGCUACGCUUACAUGAGCUCGAAGCGACAGCGGGCGGAGGAUCGGGUCAAAGACAGCCUUUACAGCUUGGGUCUGCCGAUCGUUCAGGGCGCCGCCUCGACGAUACUCGGCCUGAUGGCUCUCCUGUUGGCCGGCACCUAUAUCUUCCUGGUAUUUUUCAAAAUGGUCUUCCUGGUGAUCUUCAUCGGCGCCAUGCACGGUAUGUUCCUGCUGCCGGUGUUGCUGUCCCUCUUCGGGCCUGGGUCCUGCGGCGGCGGUGUGAGCGAGCCCGGUGAAGUGGAGAACACAAAGAACAGCACGCAGGAGAAGGAGCUGCAGGCGAGCAAGCUGCAACUGCAGUUGCAGCAGCAACAACAGCAGCAGAAGCAACAGCCGCCUUACGUGAUCCCGCUUCCUCAUCUAGUCUAUUACGGUCCAGGCGACAUCAAGCCGCUUCAGGACAAUCUCGCAAUGAAUAUGGCGGCGUUCGAGGAGAGGGAUCCCGGCUUGGGUACCAGCGAGGACAGCAACUCGACCGAGAGCGGCUCCUCGCAGAGCAGAAGGCGCCAGCAGCCACUGGAGCAGCAGGACCAGCAGCAGCCGAAUCAGAUUAGCAGCCGCCACGACAUGUGGAGGCGAUCCAUCGGCGUCCUAUACGGCACGUCGCAGUUCCAAUCCGCGGUAGGCGAACCCCAACAUCCGCCGCCGGAUUAUCCCGGCGCCGUGACGCAACCGCGAGCGUCGGGCGAGGACGGCAACGAUCCGCGAACGGCCAGUGCUCCUUGCCCAGGAUCAUACGCCGCGUAUCACCACUCGAAUCAGUUACCACGCGAUUAUAGACGCAGCAGAUCCUACCACAAUCUGCAGUAUCCCGCGUCGACGCGGCAUUUGACGGACCCCCGGUAUCCUUAGAGGAACUCGCGAGGGAAAAGUGUGAAAGACAUAUUAUCGACGCGACCAGCAAUGCGGGAGAUCCCUCGAUCGAAUUUAGUCCCUUGAAACAGAAACUAAUAAUUGAUUUUGGAAAGAAAGAACUGUCGUAAAUCGAGGAAAGACACCGAGUUCGUAGACAAGAGUAUGGCGUUCAAAAAUAGAUCAAUUGUCCCGAUAUAUUCUACUUUUAACUACUAUUCUAUUGGAGUCUCAAAUAAGAUCAUAGCUUCAGGGAGAAUAUCUUUUCAGAAAAUAUCAAACUAAAUUGUAUACGUAGGAUGUUUCGUAUAUAGUUUAUAUCAAUUUCUCCCAAUAAUAUCCUCUAUUCGCGUUCGAUGUAUGGCCAGUACAUUUAAUAAACGUUCGUUAAGCAUCACGAGCGUACAAUCGAUGUUGGGAGGUAUCUUUUAUCGGGGAUUUGAGAGUUAACUAUAAUUGCAGUGGUGCUCAAUCACACGACAGCUUUCCGAGACCAUGACAAUAGAGGAAAGAGAAAAGAAAAGCAAAUAGAAAGGAAAUGACAUUUUGCGCAAACACGGACUAUAGGACGUCCGUGUUGCGGUUCAUUAGUUUCAAGGGGCUGAACUUCAAGAGGAUUUUACUCUCAAACAGCGGGACAGUAGGAAGUGACGCCCGAGUAUAUUCGCACUCGUGUAACAAAAUUCUUUCUUCUACACUCAUUUCUCAAACUAAAUUUUAAUCUAUUAAAUUUCAACUUUAUUGUGCAUCUAAAUUAUUUUUUCUCUUCUUAAAUCGUAUAACAUAAACAGGCUCGUAUAACAAAAAAAUCAUGUAAAUAAUGAUUAAUUAAUAUUAAUUAAUAUUAAUUAAUAUGACUAUUGAGUACA